Bombyx mori (domestic silkworm) is the source of this 10790-nucleotide messenger RNA. RefSeq names its product GRB10-interacting GYF protein 2 (gene Gyf). Gene Ontology annotation, cellular component: cytosol. Bases 489 to 5033 code for a protein of 1514 amino acids. The record is from RefSeq and is a predicted model, not a curated record. The transcript is spliced from 27 exons. NCBI's taxonomy places the organism in Eukaryota, Metazoa, Arthropoda, Insecta, Lepidoptera, Bombycidae. Gene Ontology annotation, molecular function: protein binding.
UUCACUUUGGUCCGCCAUAUUGCUGUCGCCACCGUGCGUGCGUCUUAUUGAAUCAUUGAAGCUCUUAGGUAAUUAUUGAUCCAAUUUCGCUAUAUGUAUGUCCGUGUCCCCAUUAGCAUUUUCUCAUUGAAUAAAGAUUAACUUCAGUUAUGGUAUAAUUUGUUUCGUAAACUAUUUUGCUCAACUUCCACCUUGACUCUUGUAUCGAGUGUUCAAUCUGUUUGCGAGAUGUCCAGGAAAGCACACGGUGUGGUAUGUCGUGGUUUAAUAUGCUAGUGGUGUUGUGAACAAAGCCAUGCGCUUUCGAUAAUAGACUAUGUGUUGUGAUGCCGAUUCGGCAUGUAGUCUUGCACGUUAUGUACAACAUGUCCUAAUACAUAUUUUCUGUAUCGGGACUAUUGUGUAAAUCUGCGAGGUGUAUGCGAAUGUCUCCAACUUGGUUGUCCUGUCUUCGCGCUGCCUGAAUUUCGGGUUCAGUUUUCUUUGAAAUGGGAGAUCGUAGUAAUCCAAUAAAAUUUGGUCCAUUAUGGCUGCGUAAUAUGCCAAGGGAGAGAACUGCUUCUUCUCCACCGAAUAGUCAGAAUCCAAGCUCUGCUACUUCAUCGGGUGGCGGUGCUACUAGUCCGGGAGCUUCUGGAGCAACGGCCAGUGGCACACCUACACCAUCUGGAACGGGGAACACAGCGAACAAUUCUGGGACAUCGAAAGUGUUACUGGCGAAAUUGAGGUACGGAAGGGAAGAGAUGUUAGCAUUGUAUGACCGAAACACAGAAGCCCCAGCUGAACUGAAAGCCAUCGAAACCCUUUACCAACCUCGAGGAAAACCACCUGCAGCCCUAGACAACACAUUUGAAGAAGAGCGCGACACUGCACGCAGUGUCCCACCCACAGGGGGAGCCCCGUCGGGAGAAAGGUAUGGGAUGGGACGAGGCGCCGGACGUGGGCAUCAUCCAGUAGAAGGACGUGGAAGGGGCAGGGGCAUGUUUAUACGACAAACACCGACAGUCAGAAGUUCUUCUUGGCAUGUCAUAAACCCAAGGAUGCCGUUGUACAGUGGACCCGAAGAUGACCCAGUGCCUCCCAAUAGAAGUUGGAGUGCCAGUAAUCCACCUAAUAAUAGAAAUAGUGGAGAACAAACUGAUUGGACCCCAAAUAAACCAUAUCGGAACAAACGGCCAGGUCCGAACACAAACUGGCGUCAAUCCUCUCGAGAUGAAGGAGAUGAGUGGCGUGCCGAUACGAGUCGAUCUAGAGGUCAGGACAAAUGGGAUCGUGACUGGGGUGAAAGACCAAAUCAAGAAAAGCAAUCAUGGAAUCCAAAUCGCCGCAAUUGGGCGGGGGAUGAUGACAAUUUGCCUGAAUGGGCCAUGGAGAACGCCGAAGCUUGCGGUGGUACGUUUGAUUCCUCCGGUGCUUUUCAUGGAUACAGCAAUGAUGACAGCAACUUACCCAAAAACCAAGACAACGUAUAUCGUCAGUCGUUAACGCGUUCACAUACCCAUGGAAGCUUUGCUCGUCAGAAGACUGUCGAGGAAGGCUCUGAAGAGUGGUGGGCCUCAGAGAAGGCCAAAAAAUUGUCGCCCAAACGCUUUGAUGCUGGUGACAUAAAAUUCAAGAAGCCAGCCAGUGCUGCGAUCCCAGAGGCAAGUGCUAACAUUGCAGUGAAAACGUUAUCUGCCAAAGAUGAUCAAAUUGAUGAUGAAGAAUCUGAAAAGGAUUCGGAUGCCACUGUCAGCGAUAGUCCUCCGGAGACUCCAAAGAAGGCUAUAGUGCCUAAAGAAAAGAAGGAAGAUGAAAAGAAAGAGAAAGUGAAUAAGAAACCUUUGCCGAAGCCUAAAUUUACAGAGGUUAAACCUUUUGAGAGUCUUAUGCGUUCCGAGAGCAAGACUAAACAGACUAAUGAAGACAAUUUCAAAUCUGCCAUGAUGAUGCCACCUAACAACAAUUUGCGCCAGAAGCACCAAAAUAUUGUUUCGCCCGUAGGAGACUCGCAUGAGAAGCAGGAACGCCAACCUGGGAUUUUGCGUUUGCCAAGUUCUCAAGAUAAGAUUAAUAAAUCAGCAGAAAACAAAAUUGUCGAUGAUCUUUUUGACUUAGCUCUAGAAGAUAAGGACAUCCUCCAGAAGUUGCCCAAGUCCACCAACUCUUCUUUGUUGGCUGCGGCAAAUCAACAGAGCUCUAUGAUGCCUGGAGGAUUAUCCGCAGUAGUCCAUCCUCGUCCUGACAUACACGCUUCAAUGUUUAGUGUGCCACCUCCUAUGCUUCCGGGACAGGGCAUGGCCAUAAAUCCAAAUAAGACCAUUUUGCCGCCACCAAAUAUGCAGUCUGGACUGCAACCGGGCAUGAUACAAGUUGGAAUCACAAACAAUGCUUUGAAUGCCUCUCUCGGUCUACCAAUUGCCCGUCCCAAUAUUGGGCUUCCGAUUACUGGAGUUCCACCACCUAUGCUUUCUAAUCAGAUGUCCAAUACUGGACUUGGCGGUGGUGCAUUACAGAACCCAUUGGGUGUAGGAGGAAUGCAGAGUGGACCGACAGGCCUGGCUGGAUAUCAAGGUGGUGGAAUUUCGGGUCUUGGCACACCCAAUCUUGUAAACAAUUCGUUGUUCAUGGGACAAAAUAGUAACAAUUCAUCGAUGUCAUCCCCGGGCGAUAUCCCCAUGCCUAACCAUAACAACCAGUCCAAUAUGUUCCCGAUGCAUGGACUUCAACAUUCUGGGAAUCAAGCUGGAACAUUUAAUUCCAUUUACAACAGCUUGAUGCAGCACACAUCUGUGCCGCCACCGUCGACUGCUCAUAGCUUGUCUGACCAGUGGUACUACGAGGACCCGAAAAAAAUGAUCCAAGGGCCAUUCACUUCGAAGGAAAUGUACAAUUGGUAUAGGGCCGGAUUCUUUAGCUCGACCCUGAUGGUACGUCGGGCCUGUGACACCUUGAUGAGACCGCUCGGCUCUUAUGGCCCUGUGGUGCCUUUUGCGCAAAUGGACAUGAUGUCGUAUAGCAAUCCUCAUGAUAACAUGCUGAAUCCGCAGUCGAGCCUCGGACUGGAUGUCAUGAACAUGCAUUUAUCGGAUAACACUCCUGUAGAUUCUAUACAAUUUGGUACCGUUGGACUAAUGGGAAACCCACCAUACGGCCAAGUUCCAAUGGUUGAAUCGCUUUGGAAUCCGCCGUCUUCCACAUCUGACAUGAUGUGGAUGCAGCACAGCGUCAACACGCGUAACGAGAAUCGCGUCAACAUUCUGCCGAUGUCGUUCUGGGAUCAGCCGUCUGCGAUCACUCCUCACGCCUUGCUCCCGGAGGAAAUUGCCAAAGAAAUGAAGACCGAGGAUCAGAUUCUUGCACAGCUGAGGGCGUCGCAGAAUAUUUCUUCAACACAGGUGCCAUUCUUGAGCGACCAGGCUACUACUUCGACGUCUAACAAAAGCGAUUUCACUCAAACAACGAGCGCAACUCCCACCUUGGAGGAACUUCAGAAACUCAUGCAGAAGGAAUCGCUUAUCGCUACUCCCAAGCCUACGGUUAGCGAAUCGAGCGUAGCUGUUGAACAGCCAAAAACGGAAAAGCCGCCGAAACCGGAGGCGGUCGAGACGCUCGUAACGAAACAGCAACAGCAGAAAAAUCCCGAACCAAAGGCUAAAUCUCGAAAUGAAAACGAGAAGAACGUUAAAAAACAAGAGAACAAUGCUAAGAACAAGACGAAGAAGUCGAAAGACGAUAAGAAAGAUGAUUCUGAUCUUAAAGUUAAAGAUGACGAUGUUAAAUUAGAGAAAAGAUCUUCGGAACCUUCGCCUACGAAAAGUAAAAAAGAAGAGAAGGUCAAUAAAAAGGAUAUCGAGAAAGAAAAAAAGGAAUGGAUUAAGGAGGGUUUCACGAUUGUGAAAGGUUCGGAAAAGGGUAAUAAUAAGGAUGUCAAGCGUAAAGCGAUAGAGGCGAGAGCAGUUGAGGAAGCGGAACGUAAAAGGCAAGAAGAGGAGAAAUUGGCAGCAGAUGAAGAGAAAAAAAAGAAACAGUCCGAGGCGAUUAAAAAGCAACAAGACGUUCAACAGCCACCACCGAAACCGUCUACGGUCGAGUCGGUGGCGAAGAAGGCGCCGUGGUCGGUCGCGAAUCACACUCUGCACGCGCCCAACAAGGACGGGCUCAACCUCGCCGAGAUCCAACGCCUCGAGCGCGAGAAGAAGCUCGAACAAAUGAAAGAGCAGCAGCAGAUGAUGCACAUCAUCGCUCAACAGCAGGCCGUCGCUAUGGCCCGCGAUCAGGAAAUGCAGGCCGGUCUAGGAGGAUGGGGUAAGAAGAAAACUACUCUUCCCAUUGGAACUCCCAGCCAGACUUUAGCCGAGAUACAGGCAGAGGCAAAGAAGCAGGCGGCGACCCUGGCCGCAGUUGCUGCUUCUAUCAUGGAGGAGCCACUGAUAUCUAACCAACCACAGCCCAAUCACGCGCCGUGGAACAACUCUGCAAAUGAUAUAUUACUAGGUGGAUUUUGGGAUACACCACAAACUAGCCAACCAACGAAGGUCGAGAAGCCUCAGGCGGUCGAGUCGUCACCGAAGCCAGCCGAAACCAACAAGAACAAGAAGAAGCUAACCUUCGUGCCGCUAGUGAAGAAAGAGAUCUCGCCCGCUGUCGAAUUCGAGAACUGGUGCACCAGCGCUUUGUCCUCGUGGAGCUCUAAAGUUGAUGUGCCGACUUUCGUUGGCUUUUUGAAGGACAUCGAAUCACCGUACGAGGUCAAGGACUACGUGAAGUGCUAUUUGGGAGAAUCGAAGGAUUUGAACGAUUUCUCUCGUCAGUUCUUGGAGAGAAGGUCCAAGUUGCUGCGCGUCGGAAUGGUGACGCCUUCGGAUGAUCUUUGUUCGCCCGCGAUCGCGAUCAAUCCGCGCACCAACUCCGGCUCCGACUACCAGGAAGUCAAGGGCAAAGGGAAGAAGGCCAAGAAGAACAAAAUGUUGAAGGUCGACGCGCGCAUCCUGGGCUUCUCGGUGACCGCCUCCGAGGAUCGCAUCAACGUCGGCGACAUAGACACCGUGUGAAUCGCACCCAGAAACCUGAACCCGCAUCUUUACCAUACGUAAUCCGUAACCCAUCGGUGUUAGGAGUCGCGUCGUUGAAACUAUCUUAGGAAUUAAUAUCCGUCUUGCCUACGUCUACAUCAGCGAAUUUUAUAUCGGAGCCAACCGUCUUCCGAAUACGAGAUUUGUUUUUUAUAAAAAAAGAUUUUAAACGUUCUUCCUGGAAACUCAACACGGAACGUGCAGUACAAUGAAUUGAAUGUAUUCAAUCCUAGAGCAAUUGUAAAGGGAUGCAGCGUCAUCUUUAGGGUGCUCUGUGUUUUUCCGAAAUCCAUAGUCACAACAACGUUAAUGCCGCCGCCGAUCUUAAGACAAGAGAUCGAUAUCUCAAUUGUACUCGUACUGUAUAAAAAAAAACAUGUCUUCGAAUCGAUUCAUAAUCAGGAUGAUCUCACCGAACCAUUGGUGGGCUCACGAUACUGAUCCCUAAACGAUACGCGACCAUGUUUCGGGAACGCGAACCAACCAAAUAUGUUUAAUAAGUACGUGUUAUAAUUUUAAAUCAUCUACGGAGUGCCCUGAAGAGGUUCUGUACAAAAUAUUUGAUCGCUCAACAUUUAAGUAAGUACAAACUACGUUCUUGUGUGUGUGCAUGUUCUGACGUCAUCAAAGCGGUCGCGGAUACGUAAACCGCAUCGUACUCACGAAUACCCUCUCAUUUCUAAAAAAAGAGAUCUUAAUCAUAAGAAUCACAUAAGCGCUAGAACUUGCGAGCCUUUCUGACGUAGUACCGAAAACGCACGACAGGUGGCGCUCAUUUAGUUAGAACAAACGAAUGUAACUCCGAUAUUUAGAGGAAGAGACAGUUAAGGGUCAAUUUAUACUAGCGCAAAAUCGAAGGGUCAAAUUCUUUACAACUAAAGCGAAACCGCACGAAUGCGCGCGUCUUUUUAAAAUCUCCGAAGUAAUGUGUGCGUUACGCAGUGGAGUUAAGGUUGAAUUUGCUAUGUCCAGUUUUGGAUAGAUGCUUCCAUGCACUUCGACAGCGCUAGUAUAAGUUGACCCUAAUACUUACUCUGUUUUACUAUUUAACCAUAAAUCUAGUUGGGUCAGCGGAUCUAUCGAAUCCGAUAAAUCGGUAUAUCUAUAAAUUUUAAACAAUAGUAUAACUCAAAAAGUCAUUAUUAUAAGCCAUGUUAAAUGCAAUUAACCUUGGAUAGUAAAGACGCGUCAAUUUAACUAUGAAAGUAACAGAAAGUAUGUUUGUGUGUUUAGUAUACAUGUUCUAAUGUUUCCAACGAUAGCUAAGAGCAUAGAUGGGUUUAAAUGGGUUGUAUUAUUGGAACCUUCAAUGGUGAUAACGAUCAGUAGUUUAAGAUUUUUUUCCGCGUAAUUGUACCUCUGUGUAUGCCGGCCCGGCGCCUAGGGCGCAUAUUAUAUGUGUUUAGUUACAAUUAGAUGUAUCCGUAAAACGUUUAUUGCGUUUUUGACUUCAACACAAAUGAAUGAUUUAUUUUAAUGUGUUGCGAUAUUCGAGCCACAAAUUGAAAUUGAUUAAGCUAAACCGCAGUUCCGACAAGACAGUAGAUUCCAUAUUUCUAGUCAUACAAUGCUAUAAUUAAACGCGGAUGUUUUAGCGCAUCCCCCUGUAAUCUUAUCUUUCGUACAAUUAUUAAUGUAAAUGAAAUAUUAUAUUCGAAGUAAUUACGUUUUUUUUUUUUUUUAUUAAUUAUUGUGCUAACGGCGAUCUUGUACUCGAGAAUGUUAGUUGUAAAGAAAUGUGCAAUUUAUGUAAUCCAUAAAUGUUCGUAUUUAAUUCUUUUAUAUAAGAUAUAUAAUUAUAUUUAUUCAUAACGUUAUAGUCUACAGACGUAAUGUGGUCAUUUUAUUUUGCUCACGCUGUUUCAACGACAGUCGUAAUUAUUAAUAUAAUAUAUAUACAUAUAUAGGAUAUUGUUGCGAAAAGUUUUUACUCAUGUGCGACCUACCUGGUUUCAUGGUAUCUUAUCAACAGGAAGGCCUGAUUAUAAGUGCCAAACGAACAGUUAGCAGAUGUCUGGCAACAACCACGCACAUUUGGAUUUGGCCUAAAUUUGAAUAUAUGUAGUUCUUUGUAACGUGGCACUUUAGAUUCUGUAUAUAAACUCUUUUAUACAACUCUUAAAAUACAUAGUAAGGAACGGGCGAUAAUUCACGGUAGGUCAUUAUUUUAAAUAAGUCGUGAAACUAAAUAAAUAAUAUUAUAACUAUUCAUUAUUCUUAACUUUUUCAUUAAAUUACGGUGAUCAGUACACCGAUUCAGAAAUGCCGGCAUGCGGCCACUCUAAUUGGCUAGGCCAUAAAUAUUUUGCGAAUAAAUGUCGUUUAAUGAUUAAUAUUUAUUAACAUAUCUUUACAUUUGCUUAAUGUGGAUUUGUAUUGAUCAUAAACGCGUGUGUUUUAAUAUAUUUUUUUUUAAUUUGAAUAACGUCCUUUUUAAUUAAACAAAAUCAAGGGUUACUGGAAAAAUACUCGAAAGAUAUUUUAAAUGUCUUCUAUUUGUGUGUGUCUUUGUAAAUAGCGAUCAAUUAGAACAAAGGCCUCCCUUUGAUGACGUCAAAGGGUCGAGGUGUCAGUAAUUUCAAGUCAUUUCGAUUUUACUAAUAUUUUUAAUAAUAAAACUUAGGAUAUAAAACGAUUUGAAAUUUUGUGUUUUUUUUUUAAACUAAGUAAGUAAGUAAUUUAAGACUCGUAGGGGAAAAAAAUAUAUAGUAGGGUUUUAGAACUGAACAAUUUAUUUCUUCACGCAGGUUCGUCUUCAACAUCAAAAUUGGAUAUUUCACGAAACAUUUCAAAGAGAAUUUAAAAAAUAAAUAUAUAUAAUUUGGAACGUAUAUAAAACUGUUCUUAAUAUUUAAAAUUGCUUGUAAAUUUAAUGUCCGCUGACGUCAUACUAGGUAAUGUCGCAGGGUUAAUUUCGAAACCGUAACACAAUCCAAAAUUAAUAUUACAAUUGCAUUACGGGUGCUUGUCAAACGCCUCCAUUUCAUACGACAUCAGUAACUACACAUAUAAAUAACAUUUUUAAGUUAUUGUAACUUCCCUGGACAUACAUUCAAUGAAAUUGAGAAUUGAUCACGUUCAAUUAUGUAUCAAAAACAUUACGUUUACGCAAUAUCACCGAAUGUAUCCAAUGAAAUUCAAUACGUAAUGAUAUUACAUGAAAUAGAGAAGAUUGAUCUAUGCAACUACGCUAUUUAGUGACAUCAUGCUAUAACUGCUUUGAUUCUGCGACAGAAUACACAAACGACGUGCCAAUUAAGAAUUACUGACGUAUGACGUCAUUCAUUGAUGUAUCCCAAAAACACUGAUCGAAUAAUCGUUUUAAUUUCGCAAAAGAUUCUUCCUAAUUAUAUUUAAAUGUCCGUUUGAUUAUUGGAUAGUUUUCGAUGUUUAGCUGUAAGAUUUAUAAAAUUUUAAUAUAAAUGACAAUGUAGUGUUUGUCUAGAUAUUAUUAGGUAGGUAGCGUUUUUUGAUUCAAUGAUUUUAUUUGUCGAUUAUUUUUUCUAGUAACCUUGCUCGCCACCAAUAAUCGUUUCACCUUCAUUCACCAACAGAGACGGUCUAUACAACGUGGAUUUAAUUCUUAUUAAUUUCGUUGUUGGGCAUGCUUCUUUGAAAUUUUCUAUUAUGUAAAUGGCCACUGUUCUGCAAUUCUUUUUUGUAUCGUUUAAAGUAUAUUAUGUCUUCGUCGAUCGAACGCGCGGUGAUAUUGUCGAUGAUAAUGUCAAUAAUUAUAUGUUAGCAUGUGAUAUCUUCAACUGAGUUUAUGAUGAUUGAUAAUAAUCUAAAUCUUCCGACAAUACAAUAUGAUAUUUCGCAAUGUAUAUUGAAUUUUUUAUUAAUAUUUUUAAAUUUUUAAUAUUAAUUAUAAUAAUAUUAUAAAUACAAUUUUGAAAAAUCUAAAGUAAUUCAUAAAACAUGUUAAUCUUAAAUCGAAAACACUUCAAUUUUUUUUAUUAAUCUACCUAAUUGCUUGGGGUCUUCAUUAAUGAGAAAGAGACAAAAUUGUGUUUUGUUUACAUCGAUCGUUAAGGUCAUCGCUUCAUCUAAAAUUCAUUACGUUACGAGUCGGUUCGGUGCAGAAGAAAUGUAAAUUACAAUUUGAUAUUUUUUCGAGAUCAAUUUUAAUUAUAGCACGGAAUUAAUUAUUGCACGGGGGCCCUAGUAGCUUUUAAUAAGAUAGACCAAACAAUAUUCAUUUGUUUAGCGAGACCUUAAAUUGUUAUCGUUGCAUUUUGUGAGUCAGCCAUGUAAACCGUACAAAACUCUGGAGUCAAUAUCCUAAGCAACACGACCACUGGCAGACGCACUUCGACGAAUGCAACUUCGGCUUUUCAUAACUUCAAAGUACUGAAUUAAAAAAAAAAUUGUUGUAAUUGAGCAGACUAAAUCACGGGACCCGACUUAUAUUAAUAAAUAGAGUUAGCCCGAUAAUCAAAAUUUUACCAUAAUCACUUACUAUCCAAGAACCGUUGUUGCAAUUGUUCACAUUUGAAAUUAUGUCUCGCGAGCUUAGCGUGCCUCCUUACAUUAAGAUCACUAUAAAUAUUAAUUAGUUUUAAGGAAUCAAAAAACAAUUCCAUCAGUCUUUAUUUUCCGGAAGCUCUGCUGACAACAGUCUCAUCAAAAAAUUAUCAACAACCCCAUUGUAGUUUUAUUUCAAUAUUAAUUUAAUUGAAUGCGGUCACAAAUACAUUCUACGAAAACAAGAAACAACGACCAGUGAUGAAUUUAUCGGUAACGUUUUAAUUGGUAUUUCAUUGCAAAUUCAAACGAAUGAUUUCAGUAUUUAAAAGCAUUUACAUAAUGAACGUGAUAAAAAAUAUAUAUAUUUGACCCUUCAUCACCGUGCGCUGUGACGCUAAUUGAAUUUGUCCGAUAUGAGAGCAGACAUUUGUUUUUAAGUCGAUCCUUGUUAUAUAUUAAAUUUAUAUAUUUGUAAUAUUUAAUGUAUUUGUUCUAUUAUCGUUUGAUGUGUAUUACGUUUUCAAUAAUAUUGAGUUUUAAUUUGGUGUUUCCGUCGUGUAAUCGAAUAGUUUGUGACGUGGUUAAUGUCUCGUGAUUCGUUUGUAUUAUUCAUUGUGAAACUGCGUGUUUUCCGUACAAAUGAAAUCGUGCGAGUGUAGGAAUUGAAUUCUGAAAUGUUUUUUUAUUCGAAGACAAAGCAAAGUGUGGUAUUUUAAUUGUGCUUUAAAAAGAAAAGCCGUGUAAUUCGCGCUACAUACAAUUCGUUUUUUUUUUUCAAUUCUAAUUUUGAUGUCUUGUAACUUUGUGAAACAUUUUUGAAAGAUAAAAUUUUGCGAAUUGAAUUAAAUUCAUGUAUUUGUAUCAUGAAGUUGGUGACUUGGUUUUAUACAUUAUUGCAAACGAGGCCUGUCCAUAAUGAAAGUACUUCAUUGACUAAAAAGAAUCUGUAUUCAAUACUUUUACUGUAAUUAUUAUUUAGGUAUCGCUACUUUAAUAAAAUUAUUGUCUACGUUCACUUCAAAAGUGGUACUAUAUUAUUAAUGUCAGUUUAGUGUAACUUUGUACUACAACUAUUAACGUUAUGGGUAAAAAUUGAAUUUUUCGAAUUACAAAGUUUUACCGGUUACCUAAACUUUUACCGGUGAUUUUGAAAAACAGUAAAUGCAUUGAUGUAAGUAUGUAAUCCUGUGAAUGUAUGUUUAAUGUUUCGAUAUAUCUGUGUUUUAAAAACGAUAAUUUUAGAUGUCAAAUAAAAUAAAUGAUCCACAA